UGAAAAUAAUCCAAUUUUGUAAGGCACAUGCUCUCCUUCCUAUUCCAUCUUCGUGGAGCAUAAUGGACCCCCAAACCUCACCCCAACUUCCUCUCUUUAAAAAUCAAUACCAUCUCUUUCUUCUUUUCUAUUCAUUCUCCUUUUUAUUUAAUGCUUUGUUCAAUCCUUUUCAUUUUUCUCUCUUCACUCUCACCCACCUUCACAUAACUUCAUAAAUAAAAACCUCCCCUUUUUCUUUCUCUCAAUCUCACUCUUCAAAAUCUCAAUGGAUUCAAAUCAAAAGCCUCAAACUUUAUCAUCAUCACCACCAACUAGAACAAAUUGUAAUUCACCCGAAUUCGAGUUUUGGGUUCUCCGAAACAAUCCAUCUUUUCCACAACUAAAUCUUCACACCGCCGACGAACUUUUUGUCGACGGUGUACUCAAACCCCUCCACCUCCUCCCCUCCACAAAUAAAUCCGACCCAUCAACCCAAACUCAAAACCAACACCCAUUGCCUCAUGACCCGGAUCCAGAACCAGAACCCGGUUCUCAACCCGAAUCUUCAUCUGCCAUAACUGACUCAUCAGCAUCAUCAUUAUCAUCAUCAUCCACUUUCUCAGCUUCUAAACGGUGGAGAGAUAUUUUCAGAAAAGGUGAGAAAAAAAACACAGAAAACAACAACAUAGAAGAAAAAGAGAAAGAGAAAGAGAAAGAAAAGAAGAACAAGAAGAAGAAAGAAAAAGAGAAAGAGAGAAAGAAUGGAAACGGUGCAAAUUCUGCAGAGUUAAAUAUCAAUAUAUGGCCAUUUUCACGAAGCAGGUCAGCAGGAAAUACGGGCACCCGACCCAAAUUAUUUCCCGGAGCUCCGACAACCCGGAAAGUAAACAGUGCACCAUGUUCCCGGAGCAACUCUGCCGGAGAGUCAAAGUCAAGAAAAUAUCCAAGUAGUCCGAGUCGGGCCGGCGUUCAUGUGGGUCGGAGCAGUCCAGUCUGGCAGGUUCGUCGUGGUGGUUGUAAAAACUCAGAGCAACAAGCUUCAAACACAGAGAAAGUAUCAAAGACUGAAACCACCGCGGGUCGCCGGAGUAAGGUAGUUUCCGGCGGAGGAAAAGCUAGGGUUUUGAGCUUGAAUGUUCCGAUGUGUAUUGGUUAUAGACAUCAGUUGAGCUGUAGAAGUGAUGAGAAUAGUGCUGUCGGUGUUAGUGGCGGCGCCGCCGUUAACGGUGGUGGUAAUGACGGUGGUGAAUGUCAUAAUGAUGAAGGAAAUGUGGGUAACCUUUUUAAUCUACGUAACCUUUUUAGCAAAAAAAGCAUAGUAACUUCUCAUUAGUUUACCUUUUUUAACCACGCCACAUGUUAUGUAAUUAUUAUUUACUACCA
Molecule: messenger RNA, 1362 nt
Organism: Trifolium pratense (red clover)
Lineage: Eukaryota; Viridiplantae; Streptophyta; Magnoliopsida; Fabales; Fabaceae
Exons: 1
Coding region: 266-1312 (348 amino acids)
Source: RefSeq, a predicted model, not a curated record